UCGGGUCACAUCCUCCUUUAUUCCUCAUCCCUUCCUUCUUCUCUGUCUCUGCAUCCUUCUCCUUCCUUCCUCGCCCCUCUCUCCAACUUUCCUCUCCCUCCAUUCCCUGCAGUCCCCCCUCCUCCUCCUCCUCUUCCUCCUCCUCCCGUCAAACAUCAUACAAUCCCCUCCUAUCCCAAUCCAGCGCACCCUCGCUCUCUCUCUCCCUCUCCCUUUAUCUCUCCCUCCCUCUCUCUUUCUCCCCUUCAUCUCACCUCCAGCCAGCCAGAGCUCCCUCCUCCUCCUCCUCCUCCUCUUCCUCCUCUUGGAUCACACAGCCCGCCUGCUUUCGUGCACUUUCUCUUCUUCCUCUCUCGCUCUCACUCUUCAAAACCUCUCACUCUCUCCACUGUCUCCUGUCUUUUAUCUCUCUUUCUGUCUCUUUCUCCCCGUCUGUCCUCCUCUUCUCUUCAGCUGCCAGGAGCUCGCAGACUCUUCGCUCUUCCUUCAACACAGUGAGGACACAGAAGCACUCGGGACGAAGACUCUGUCGCUGGAGCCAAGAUGGCAAUGAGCAGCAUCCUCAACACUGAUGACAUCAAGAAAGCUGUAGAUGCAUUUGCAGCUGCUGAUUCCUUUGACCAUAAGAAGUUUUUCGAGAUGGUGGGUCUGAGGGCCAAACCCUUUGACGAUGUGAAGAAGGUCUUCAUGGUGCUGGACGCCGACAACAGCGGCUACAUAGAGGAGGAGGAGCUCAAAUUCGUCCUGAAGGGUUUCGCCAAAAAUGGCCGGGACCUGACCGACAAAGAAACCAAAAUAUUUUUAAGAGCAGCCGACAAGGAUGGAGACGGCAAGAUCGGAGUCGACGAAUUUGCUGCCAUGGUGAAGGAGUAACCUGCUGUGACGGUGCAGAGCUCCGACACCACCUCUUAAUCUCCGCCGCAUCCUGAGAGCCGCUGAGUCCCAUACCCCCCCC
Molecule: messenger RNA, 955 nt
Organism: Pleuronectes platessa (European plaice)
Lineage: Eukaryota; Metazoa; Chordata; Actinopteri; Pleuronectiformes; Pleuronectidae
Gene: pvalb6
Product: parvalbumin 6
Exons: 5
Coding region: 544-873 (109 amino acids)
Cellular component (GO): nucleus; cytoplasm
Molecular function (GO): calcium ion binding
Source: RefSeq, a predicted model, not a curated record